This is a messenger RNA of Chironomus riparius, 382 nucleotides long. NCBI's taxonomy places the organism in Eukaryota, Metazoa, Arthropoda, Insecta, Diptera, Chironomidae. The record is from the annotation of a GenBank genome assembly.
UCAGUUUAAAUCAAACUUUCAUUCCUCAAACUUACUAAAAUGUUUUCUUCAAAAGUUUUCACUUUAACUUUAAUCAUUCUUAUUGUCAGCUGCAUGGUCGAAUCAAAAUCGACUAACGGCAAUCUAGAAAGAGUCAAACGUGGAGGAUGUGCAAAUGGAGGUAUUCCCCCUUAUUGCUGUGCUAAUCGUUCACGUAGCCCAUACUGCUGUGCAAAUGGCUCUCCAUCGCCUUACUGUUGUGCAAACCAUUCAAUGAGACCUGACUGUUCAUAAGUUAUGAGCAAAAGUUACAUGAUGACAGCUGCCGGCUUUAAAAUUCUUUACUUUCUUCAAACAUUUCCUUUAUUUUAAAAAAACCAAUUGGAAUGAUUUUAGAGAUUCA